This is a messenger RNA of Aspergillus melleus, 912 nucleotides long. It is a transcript of the gene USB1, whose product is annotated as HVSL domain-containing protein. Gene Ontology annotation, biological process: U6 snRNA 3'-end processing. Bases 1 to 912 code for a protein of 303 amino acids. The transcript is spliced from 3 exons. Lineage: Eukaryota; Fungi; Ascomycota; Eurotiomycetes; Eurotiales; Aspergillaceae. Gene Ontology annotation, molecular function: 3'-5'-RNA exonuclease activity. Gene Ontology annotation, cellular component: nucleus. The record is from RefSeq and is a predicted model, not a curated record.
AUGGCUCUGGUGCAAUACUCGGAUUCCGAAUCAGAAGAGGAGUCUCCUCCUAGACCUAUCAAGAAAAUUUGUCCGGCGCCCACACCUGCCUCGUCUCUUCCCCCACUGCCCAAGACAUUCCACGAUCUCUACGCCUCAAGUACUCGUGUCAGCGUAAAAGAUGACCCCAGUCUCCAUGGAGGUCGGAAGCGAGUGAUCCCUCAUAUCGAAGGGAACUGGCCCACGCAUCUUUACCUCGAAUGGUUCCCUUCCAAAGAUGAACUCGCCGUUCUCAGUGACAUCCUCCGCCAGUGCGAAGACAGGCUAGGAAAAAGCAAUAUAGACCUCCACAGUCUAUUGCACAGUGAUCUCGGGGCCCAACUCCCGCUCCAUAUCAGCCUGUCACGACCAGUCGUACUGCGAACGGAGCAGAAGCAGCCAUUCCUGGAGACGUUCACUACCGCUCUCCAGGACUCCCACAUAUCAGCGUUUGACGUCGUCGCCGACAGCCUUCAUUGCGUCUCCAAUUACGAGCAGACGCGCUGGUUCUAUGUCUUGCGCGUGAGAAAGCCGGAACACAACGGUCUCAAUCGUCUCCUGGGGAUCUCGAAUCGCUGUCUGGCUCGAUACGGCCAGCCCCCGCUAUACGAGCCUCCGUCUGGACCGGGCACCGAUCGGGAGUCUAGAGGACCCCGGAAGUCUACGCAUAAAGGGGCAGCGCAGUCUCAGAUGGGCGACUAUUCUGAGUGUUUCCACAUCUCGCUGGCGUGGAGUCUGACUGGUCCCUCUUCCGAAGACCACGACCGGAUCGCACAGAUAGAUCUUCGACGAAUGGCCGGUCUUCGGAUUCCUUUCGAUUGCGUGAAAGCGAAGCUCGGGAAUCAAAUCACCAGCAUCCCAUUGUCGACUGGAAUCUUCGGCCAGCGAGGAUGA